This is a messenger RNA of Arctia plantaginis, 1242 nucleotides long. The record is from the annotation of a GenBank genome assembly. Lineage: Eukaryota; Metazoa; Arthropoda; Insecta; Lepidoptera; Erebidae.
AUGAACAUCAGGAGGCAUCGCAGAUGCCUUCUUCUUGUGGCUGUUUUAGCCGUGACAUUAUCUACUUAUAUUGAGCAGGUUGCGAGCCUACCAGCUGAUUCUAUUAGCCAAUGGCCCUCAUUUCCCAGGAGGAACAUUGCGGCUUUAGCUAGGGAUGGCUAUCUGAGAAAUGCGGCAUCUAAAUCAAGUUACAAGCGAGGUAUUUCUACGCUUGCCAAAAAUGGAUUAUUGCCUACAUACAGAUCACCUUAUGUGGAAGCUGAAAAACAAGACCCUAAUCAAGAUGAAUCACAAGAGAAAAGAAAUGUGGCUUCAAUUGCUCGACUUCGGAGUUAUGCUGCCAUGAAGAGGAAUAUACAGGCUCUGGCUAGAGAUGGAUACCGCGUAGGCAGAGGACAAUAUAACCCUUCAAAUGACAAAAGGAACAUUGCUUCUUUGGCACGUAACGGAUUAAUGAUCCAUAAGAAAGAUGAGGCAAAUGAGGACGAAUACUACUUUCCGUUUUAUCAAAAUUCCAUCCCGCCUCUGUCCGAAAUAGAUCGUCCGUUAGAUGCUAAUGAAAUAUACGAUUAUCAGCAAUCGGUAAAUCCGGAUAUGUUCCCUGCUAUGUCGCAAUUGUAUAAACGUAGUGCGUAUGAACCGUACUAUGACAAUUAUGUACCUAAAGAUACGGAUAACUCGAACUUUAAGAGAACUUUUGCUGGUCUACCUAAUCAUGGGCUCUAUAGACCAAAUUACUUUGAACAGAAUCCAAGUAAUAAAAGAUACGUGAUGACGUUCCCUGAGGCAGAUGUGGAUGAAAGCGAAGAUCAGAAUGAGAUUGAAGGAGAUAAACGAUCCGUAGGUACUAAAAAGGCGCAUAUUGUUGACAGGGAAUAUAUCUCUGGUGCCGAAGCUGACUCAACAAUCGAUUCAGACAACGCCGACAUAUCGUCGCCGCCAGUACCUUCUAACUCGCACCCGACCGGCAGGAUCCUCCACCGACCGCUGAACAAUGACUUUCCAAACAUCAGUCCUCUGCCCUCGCCACCUUUUAUUCCAUCUAACAACCACAUAGAAACAUUUGCUAAGAAUCGUUGGCAAUCUAGUAGCAAAGAAACUCCAAAAUUUUACUAUUUUAGGUCUUUGAAGGUCCCAUACCAGACGUCAAAGAGAUAUUUAUUACUUCCCGCAGUUGACAAUAUUCUUUUAAGGAAAGCUUACCGCAACAGCAGUCUACCAAGUAGACGUAAAAACCAGUAG